This is a messenger RNA of Insectozyma verbasci, 2160 nucleotides long. Lineage: Eukaryota; Fungi; Ascomycota; Pichiomycetes; Serinales; Debaryomycetaceae. The record is from the annotation of a GenBank genome assembly.
AUGUAUUAUCCAGUGACUCCGACGAUAAAUCUUUAUGAAAGAUCAUCUAAAAGGAGUGAUGAUUCAUCCGAAUCGAGUGAUUAUUGUAAGGAUCAUCCAAAUUCAGAUCAAUGUGAAAAACCAGUUAGUAAUAAUAGUUUAACUAUUGCAUUAUCAAUUGUUUUACCUGUUAUUGCAAUUUUUUGUGUUUUAGGUUUUUUUUUAUAUAGAAAUUAUAGAAAAGAUAAAAAGGAAAGUCUACAACAUGAUCCAGAUUUUGAUGAAAAUGGCGAGGCUACUGCAUUACCAGAUUAUCCAGGGAUGAUGAAAGGAUUCAAUGAUGAUCAAAAUCCAUUCCAUAAUAGAAAUUCAGUUAGAUAUCCAAUGGAUGAAAUAAACGGAAACUCAAACUUCAAUGGUAAUUAUAAAAGACGAACUCAAGAUCCUUAUUUAGAUAGUUUUGUAUUACCUUAUCAACAUCAAACAGAAUCUAAACUUUCUUUAGAUGAUUAUGCUAAAAAUUUAGGUGAUUCACAAGGUUAUAGAACUCCAACUAAUGCACUAUCAAAAUCAAGAGCAAAUUCAAUGACUUUGGAUGGAAAUUUAAAACCUUUACAUUCAAAUUUAAGUCAAUCUACUUUAAGUCAAAAGCAUACAAGAAAUAAUUCAAAUAUAAGUCCUCAAAAGAAAGUUAAUGGUUUACAAUAUACUCAAAUGCCAAAUGAUUCUAAUCCUGAUAAUAUUGUACCAGUACCCCAUGUAACGACAAUUCAAAGAGAUAAUGUUAAUAAUGACAGUACUGAAAAUUCAGAAAGUGAUUCAGGUAUAAAUUCUCCUCAAAGUGAAAAAUUUGCAAUUGGAUAUGAAAAUGAAUCAAAUAUGGCUAUAAAUGAUACAAUUCCUCAAAUUAUUAUAGAUGAAGAUCAUACUAAAUAUCACACUAAAGAUGAAGACCAUACUAAAGAUCACACUAAAGAUGAAGAUCAUACUAAAGAUGAAGUUAAUUCUCCAUUUGAGGAUAAAUUUGACAGAAAUGAUGAAGAUGAAGAUGAAGAUGAAGAUGAAGAAGUUACUAAUAAACAUGAUGAUACAACUCAAGACAUUUCAAUUUCUUCAAAACAACCAAUCAGUAAAUCACCAAGAAUAUCUGCAUUUAAUUUGUUGAAAAAUGAUAGUGAUGAUGAAAACGAUGAAGAAAUGCAAGAAUUAACUCCACAACAACAGGAAGAAAUUAAGAGGAUGAAAUCAGUGUAUAAAAUUUAUUUUGAUAGAGAACAAACGAUCAAGAAGAAAAAAGUUCAAGAUACCAAUGAUGAUGAUGAAGAUGAACAAGAGUUGACUAAAGAUGCUCAUGGAUUUAAAAUGGAUGAAACUAAAAUUAAUAAUCAUUUGAAAAUGGAUACUGAUUAUGAUAAAAGAUUUAGUAACACAUCUUCAGUUUAUUUAGAUUCUGAUGAACAACAACAAUAUCAAUUAUAUCAACAACAACAAAAUUAUUACAAUCAAUUCAAUCAACAAUAUCAACAACAAUUUGGUUCACCUGUUGAUCCACAAUUUUAUCAUCAAUUCCAACAACAACAAUAUAAUCAAUUUCAUAAACAACAAAGACAACACCCAUUACCUCCAUUACAGAAAUUACGUAAUCCUUCAGAUUUGAGAAAAAGUACUUUACAAACUUAUACUGAUUUUAGACCUAGAUUAAAAAAGCAAACCGUUACAUCUCCUCCACAAGGUAAACAACCAUUUGUACCAAUAGAAAAUGAUGGAGUUUGGACAUCACCAAUCAAUUCUCCAAGUAUGCAAUCACAAUCAUCAUUUCAAAGUACUAAUAAUGGUAAUUAUAAUCAUAGUCACCCACAACAACAAUCACCUCAAUUACAACAACCAGAAUAUUUCCCUCAAAUGCAGCAUUCUACAUCAUCUGAAACUAUUCCAUCGGCUACCCAAUUGGCUCGAUCCUCAGUUGUUAUGUUAAAUCCAGUCACUGAAAUUACAAAAUCAAGAAAAUUUAAACCUGCUGGUUCUUUACCUAGUACAAAAAACCAUCAUCCACAUCCACAACAACAAUAUUAUAAUCAACAUCAACAAUUUGGUGAAAGUGAAUUGAAUGGUCCAGAAAAUGAUCUUAUACCUGGUACUAGAAAAAGUGAUGUUAGAAGAAUGAUGAAUUCGAAUUUUUAG